Molecule: messenger RNA, 1185 nt
Organism: Tarenaya hassleriana
Lineage: Eukaryota; Viridiplantae; Streptophyta; Magnoliopsida; Brassicales; Cleomaceae
Product: pentatricopeptide repeat-containing protein At4g18520-like
Exons: 2
Coding region: 1-1185 (394 amino acids)
Biological process (GO): RNA modification
Cellular component (GO): intracellular membrane-bounded organelle
Molecular function (GO): RNA binding; protein binding
Source: RefSeq, a predicted model, not a curated record
AUGAUAAAAGAAAGCACGAAGGUCGAGUCUUCGUUUUAUGUCCCUCUCCUACAGGAAUGCAUAGACCAGGUUUCACUUUCCAACGCUGAAGCAGUUCAUGCCCACAUCAUGAAAUCCGGUACCCAUCAAGAUCUAUUCAUUUCGACUUCUCUUGUGAACGUUUACGGGAAAUGUGGAUCCAUGGAAAACGCACAGAAAGUAUUUGAUUCCAUGCUGAGAAGAAAUGUUGUCGCAUGGACGGCGCUGGUAACGGGUUAUGUUCAGAAUUCCCAACCAGAGACCGCGAUCAGUGUGUUUCAGGAUCUGCUCAAAGGUGGGUCUUAUCCGACAAAUUUCACUCUAGGAGCAGUUUUGAGCGCUUCUUCUCUUUUGAAUUCUCUAGAAUUGGGGAAACAAAUUCAUGGGUAUGUUAUUAAAUAUAGGAUUGAAGAUGAAACAAGCGUCGGAAACUCGCUUUGCAGCCUAUACUCGAGCCAUGGCCACUUGGAUUCUGCUGCCACUGCGUUUCAGAAGAUCUGGGAAAAGAAUGUGGUUUCAUGGACUGCAGUGAUCUCUGCCUGCGGAAGAAAUGGCAAAUCUCUAAAAGGAUUGAGAUUAUUUCUCGAAAUGUUGGCCGAGGGAGUUGCACCUAACGAGUUCACAGUCACCGUCGUGUUGAGCUUGUGCUGCACCAUGUCAUAUCUUGGCAUAGGAUCGCAGCUGCAAUCACUGAGUACGAAACUCAGAUUCGACUCGAACUUACGGGUUAAAAACUCGCUCAUGUAUCUAUACCUGAAAUGCGGAUUGACGAUGGAGGCCGAGAAGCUCUUUGAUGGAAUCGGUUCAGCUAGCUUAGUGACAUGGAAUGCUCUAAUCGCAGGCCAUGCCCGGAUAAUGGAAACUAGUGACGAUGAUCUCUCGACACAUGGAAGCGGAACUGAGGCUUUGAGGAUAUUCCUAAACCUACAACGUUCGGAUUUGAGACCCGAUCUGUGCGGAAGCAUAGAAAAUGCGAGUAAAGCCUUCACAGAGAUGUCAACGAAGACAUUGAUAUCUUGGACGUCAAUGAUUUCGGGAUUGGCAAGCCGUGGGAAAUCCAAUAGAGCGUUAAAACUGUUCGACGAGAUGAGAAAGAAUGGAGUUACACCGAAUGAGAUAACCUUCACGGGCGUUUUAUCGGCUUGGACAUUACGGAUGUAUCAUUGA